AUGUCCAGCGAAACACCCACCCCGUCUGGUCUCGCCGGCAAGGUCGACAAGAAGCGCAAGAGGCAAGUCGAAGAACCUCCUAAGCAGAACAAGACCGGCGCUUCCAAGCCCACAAGCAAUGCUUCUGAAGGCCCCAAGGACAAGAAGCGAAAGCAUGGCAAGAAUAAGAAAGAGGGAAAUGACAAGGACCAGGAGGAUAAGCCCAAGGCUAUCAGAGGAGAGCCUUUGGCCAAAGAACGCAAGGGCGGUACGGACGAAGCCAUUGGAAAGAUGGAUGGUCGAUUGCUCGCAGACCACUUUGUGCAAAAGGCCAAGCGGCAUAACAAGGACCUCACUGCGGUCGAGUUGAGCGAUUUGAGUGUUCCAGACUCUGCCUUUCUUGAUACAUCAUCAUUCGACUCCCCGAGGACUUUGGACGAGCUCCCGGACUUCUUAAAGGCAUUUAGCCCAAAGGAUGCCAAUCUUUCUGACUCUUCCGAGCAAAAGGGAACGCCACAUACUCUGGUAAUUUCGCCUGCCGGUCUUCGUGCUGCUGAUGUCGUCAGAGCGCUUCGAACAUUCUCAACGAAAGAAUCUCCUAUCGGCAAGCUGUUCGCUAAACACAUAAAGCUCGAGGAAGCCAAGCAAUUCCUGGAACGCGCUCGAGUUGGGAUUGGAGCUGGAACCCCCUCUCGUAUCUCCGAUCUUAUCGAUUCAGGUUCUCUAAAACUGAAUGAGCUGAAAAGAAUCGUCAUUGACGGCUCUUAUGUUGACCAGAAACAAAGGGGUAUUUUCGACAUGAAGGAAACUCAUCUUCCACUCUUGCAGUUACUCGCCCGGUCCGAGUUUCGAGACCGGUACGGCGCAAAGGACAAGAAGGUCGAGAUCCUAGUCUUUUGA
Molecule: messenger RNA, 879 nt
Organism: Aspergillus calidoustus
Lineage: Eukaryota; Fungi; Ascomycota; Eurotiomycetes; Eurotiales; Aspergillaceae
Source: the annotation of a GenBank genome assembly